Messenger RNA from Cokeromyces recurvatus, 1027 nucleotides. RefSeq names its product MEMO1 family. The record is from RefSeq and is a predicted model, not a curated record. The transcript has 7 exons. Bases 25 to 984 code for a protein of 319 amino acids. NCBI's taxonomy places the organism in Eukaryota, Fungi, Mucoromycota, Mucoromycetes, Mucorales, Mucoraceae.
UUUUUUUAAUUGACAACUAUUAUAAUGAAAAGAGCAGCAACACAUGCAGGUUCUUGGUAUACUGCAAAUAAAACACAAUUAACCAAUGAACUCCAUUCAUAUUUCAAUAAAGCAGAGAAGGAAUUUACUUUUCAAAAGCAUCAGAGUUUCCCAAUUAAAGGAGUUAGAGCUAUUAUCGGACCACAUGCUGGAUUUAGAUAUAGUGGUCCAACUGCUGCAUUUGCCUAUAAAGCCGUUGACACUACAAAUAUAAAACGUGUCUUUUUAUUAGGACCUUCUCAUCAUGCUUAUAUUGAUGGAUGUUGUUUAUCAAAAUGUGAUGUAUAUGAAACGCCUUUAGGAGAUAUACAGUUAGAUAAAGAAGUAUUGAAUGAACUAUAUAACACUAAAAAAUUUUAUUGGAUGAGACAAAAUGUUGAUGAAGAAGAGCAUAGCAUUGAAAUGCAUUUACCUUUUAUAUACGAAAUAUUUAAAAACAAAAUCGAUGAUAUCAAGCUCGUUCCUAUUCUCGUAGGUUCUACUACUGAAGUAAAAGAAAGAAUGUAUGGUGGCUUAUUAGCAAAGUAUUUGGAGGAUCCAGAAAAUUUGUUUAUUAUUUCUUCUGAUUUCUGUCAUUGGGGAACACGUUUUAGAUAUACUUACUAUACUCCUUCUGAUGAUGAACCAGCUAUUGAUCUUCGUGUACAAAAAGAUAAAAUAACUCGACCUAUCUUUGAGUCCAUUCAAUCUCUCGAUUUUCGUGGUAUUCAUGUCUUGGAGGAGUUGAGCUUUACCAAGUUUCAAUCUUACUUGGCUGAGACAGAAAAUACAAUAUGUGGAAGACAUCCUAUUUCUGUUUUGAUGGCUGCACUUGAAAAGCUCAGUGAAAAAAGAGAAUUCUCAAAUCAAAGCUUGAAGUGUAUCAAGUAUGAUCAAAGUAGUCAAUGUAAAAGAUAUCAUGAUAGUAGUGUGAGCUAUGCAAGUAUUUACAUUAAAAUAGAAUAAUAAAAUACAUUGUGUUCCUUUUUUUUUUUUUUUCUGUGAAAAC